AUGGGUUGGCUGCCGCAGGACUGGCGCCUGGAUCACGAAAUGUUGAUCGACGCCGGAGGCCAGCUGCAAAGGAUCCGAAUGUACCCGUACUUUGACACCGCUCAUUAUCUCUUGGUUUUUUUCUUCAUUUUAUAUUUUUUAAAAUGCAAUAUUUAGAUGUGCUUGUCGGUACGGGAUGAUUUGGGUCCGACGGGGGUCGCAUUUUCGCGACGUCAUCCGUUCUCCUGCUGGCUUUCUUCAAUGCUGAUGUCCUUUGCCGGCAGCUUCUUGUCCAGUUUCCUACUUGGAGAACCAAUUAUUUCGCCGAUGAAACGGCAUGACGAUGUUCUUCUGGUACACGAAAACCAAACUUUUUGAUGUGUUUCUCAAAAUUUGAGGCCUCGAUUAUUUGGUACCUGGUUUUCUACUCGCCUUUUGACGUCGUGUACAAAUUGGUGAAGUUGACGCCGAUUAGAGUUGUGAUCUCAAUAAUUAAGGAGGUUCAAAGAGCACAUAAGGUGAUUUUUCGGGAUCUUUUCAAGGAAGAGAGCCAUUUAAGUGUUGCUUUCAGCUCAAGGAAAUAUUUUUGAGUAUAAAAUGAAUAAUUUAAGAUUUCCCAUGGAGUUUCCUACGCGGCUCGGCUAUACCCGGAAUCGUAUCUAGUUCAAAUUCUAGUCGGCGUUUCGAAAGGAGCCGGCUCAGGUGUCGUGAAAAUCGUUGAGCAGGUUAGAUUAAUAUCAUUGUUCUGGAUAAUUUUUCUAUUUUUAGCUCGUCCGUGGUUCCUGGGCUCCGAACCAACACGAAAUGUUGCGCCCGUCUUUCACCACGAAAGCCUGUGUAAUCGCCUCGAUUUUGUUCACUUUAGAGCGUCAGAGUAUGUACGUCACGGCGCCUCACGAUUUGGUGUACUUGGUUUGUUUAUUUUCGAGUUUUGAGCUGCUAAAAUUUCGUUUCCAAUGUUUCAAACCGGAAAUUCGUUGUUUUCAGUGCGUCGUUGGCUUUUUCGCCUACUUCAAGUUGGCGGCUCUUCUCUUGGGAGUCACCGAUCCGUUGUCUCCGGUUGAAAACGUCAUUUGUGCCGUUCUGAUGGGCGGUGUCUUCGACGCCCUCGCCAGGUUUUUUUCUAUCCAAUUUACUCCUGAACCAGAACGGAGAAGUUGACAAUAGGAAGUUUUAUGCCGUACAACGCAUUAUUUUGCGCGCCCAUCAUGGUUCGCACCAUUAUUUUUGACGCCGUUUAAUAAUUUUAGGCACCCAAUUAUUUUUUCGCACCCAAGCAGUUUAAGGCAUCCAAACGUCUCACCCAACAUAAUUGCCUAUAUCGUAGCGGGCCGCAGGCGAUAUGGCGAAGGGUUCUCGCUGCGACCUCGUCAAAGUCUCGCUGCCAUAUCGCUCCCUCUCAAAAACUUGAAAUUUACAAAACAUCUUUUUUGAUUUGUCUUCGACUUUUAUGGUGUAACGAAUCUAAUGAAAGAAAAAAAAACAUUUUUGAAGGAAAAUUUUUCAGAAAACGAUAUAGCGCAAGACGUUUGCGAGGUCGCAGCGAGAGGCGAGCGAUAUUGCUCGCGGCUCCCCCGCGGUAUAGCGUUGCGAUAUAGUCCACAAAAUUGGGUGAUCAUAAAACUUAUGAAUUUCAUACCAAAGGAUUUUCGGCUGAUACUUUUUUUGAACCAUGCACUUCCGAACCAUUGUUUAAGGGUACCUACGCUGAGGGAAACCACCAUCAUGCUUACCAAAAUCAAUAAUUCGGAAAUAUUCGGAAAUUCAUGGGAAGUUAUAAAUUUUUAUCAAGUUGUAUGAGACUUUUGGUGCGUUGAACUGCUUGGGUCCGAAAAAUUAUUUACCGGGCUCAAAAUUUGGUGCGUUGGACCGAAUUUGGACUUCUUCCAAAAUUCUAAAAGCUACUCAAAAACUUUAAAAGCUCUGCUCCAAUAAACCUUGAAAAUUACCAUGCUCCUUCAAACUUCAAAAAGCACCCCUAAGACUAAAAGUGUCGACUCCUCUGAACCUUUAAAAACUCCUAUAAAUCUUUUGAAAAUAACUAAAGAAACUCAUUUCCCGUUUCAGAGCCGUCGAGUCGACGAAAGAAGCCGUCCAGAAAAAACGGCAACCCACCGAAGAAGAAAUCCUCAGCAAAGAACGGGAAAAAGAACUGAAACGAAAAAAGUUGUCCGCCGCUGCGGCCAACGGUUCGGAUAAGAAGAACAAAUAG
Molecule: messenger RNA, 2191 nt
Organism: Caenorhabditis auriculariae
Lineage: Eukaryota; Metazoa; Nematoda; Chromadorea; Rhabditida; Rhabditidae
Source: the annotation of a GenBank genome assembly